Messenger RNA from Fusarium odoratissimum NRRL 54006, 696 nucleotides. RefSeq names its product tyrosyl-tRNA synthetase. Lineage: Eukaryota; Fungi; Ascomycota; Sordariomycetes; Hypocreales; Nectriaceae. Gene Ontology annotation, molecular function: ATP binding; tyrosine-tRNA ligase activity. The record is from RefSeq and is a predicted model, not a curated record. Gene Ontology annotation, biological process: tRNA aminoacylation for protein translation. The coding region runs from base 1 to 696 and encodes 231 amino acids. The transcript is spliced from 2 exons.
AUGUCUCCAAGCUGGAAAUACCAGGCUGAUCGCUUUCGAUUCUCGAAUAGCAUCAAAGUGUCACAGCUGCUCAAAGCCGGUUCUGAAGUCGUUAAGCAAGGCGAAAAUCUGACCCUGGGUAGCUUGGAAUACUCCAUUUCGCAAAGCCUCGACGAGGAGUACCUCAAUGUUGACGCGGAACUGGGCGGUGUGGACCAGCGCAAAUUGUUUACUUUCGCCAUCGACAACAUGCCAAAGCUUGGCUACAAAGUGCGAGCACACUUGAUGAACGCCAUGGUGCCAGGUCUCGGAGAUGCACAGAAGAUGAGUUUAAGCGAGCCAAGCUCAAAGAUUAAUCUUCUCGAUACGCCAGAAGGAGUCGCCAAGAAGCUCAGGAAGGUUGUCUACGCCCCGAGACAGCUUGAAGGCAAUGGUGUCAUUGCGUUUAUAGAACACGUCAUCUUCCGCGUUGAGUCACUGAAAACUGGUGACAAGCCAAGGUUCACGGUUGAAACGCGCGAAGGAGAGAAUCUGGUCUACGACAUUUCCAAGCUCAAGGAGGAUUAUGCCAGCGACAUUUCAACACCGCAGAUUGUAAAACCUACAUUAGUCAAAACACUCAACAAGCUUUUAGACCUAAUCCGGAAAGACCUUAAAGCUGACGAUAAGUGGCAGCGCAUUGGCGAGCUGGCUUAUCUACUUAGAGAGAGAUCUUAA